Molecule: messenger RNA, 1778 nt
Organism: Carassius auratus (goldfish)
Lineage: Eukaryota; Metazoa; Chordata; Actinopteri; Cypriniformes; Cyprinidae
Product: spermidine synthase-like
Exons: 8
Coding region: 53-922 (289 amino acids)
Biological process (GO): spermidine biosynthetic process
Cellular component (GO): cytosol
Molecular function (GO): spermidine synthase activity
Source: RefSeq, a predicted model, not a curated record
GUUUGAUCAGACUAUCACAACCUACCACCGCUUACAUUUAAACCCCCCGGCAAUGGACAUCAUCAAAGACGGGUGGUUCACCGAAACAUGCACUUUAUGGCCUGGUCAAGCGAUGAGUCUUCAAGUGGAGGAAGAGUUGUAUCAUAAAAAAUCUAAAUUCCAGGAUGUAAUGGUCUUUAAAAGUAAAACAUAUGGAAAUGUGUUGGUUUUGGAUGGAGUCAUCCAAUGCACAGAACGAGAUGAAUUUUCUUAUCAAGAAAUGAUAGCCAAUCUACCUCUCUGCUGCCAUCCUUGCCCAAAGAAGGUUCUCAUCAUUGGUGGAGGAGACGGUGGUGUCCUGAGGGAGGUUGUCAAGCAUCCACUGGUGGAGUCUGUUGUUCAGUGUGAAAUUGAUGAGGAUGUAAUAAAUGUCUCCAAGAAAUACCUCCCUGGAAUGGCAAAAGGCUUCUUCAGCCCCAAACUUACUCUGCAUGUAGGUGAUGGCUUUGAAUUUAUGAAAAGGAAUCAGGAUGCUUUUGACGUCAUUAUCACAGACUCCUCAGACCCUGUUGGUCCGGCUGAAAGCUUGUUCAAAGAGUCUUACUAUCAACUCAUGAAAACGGCACUUUGUGAGGGAGGAAUUCUCUGUUGUCAAGGAGAGUGUCAGUGGUUGCAUUUGGAUCUAAUCAAGGAAAUGCGAACCUUCUGUAAGACCCUCUUUCCUGUAGUAGACUAUGCAUACUGCACCAUUCCAACAUAUCCAAGUGGACAAAUUGGCUUCAUGCUUUGCAGUAAAAAUCCGAAAACAAAUUUCCGUGAGCCAAUUCGAGAACUACAAAGAGAUGAGAUCGAGAGCAUGAACCUCAAAUAUUAUAAUCCUGAAAUCCACCGCGCUGCAUUCAUCCUCCCAGAAUUUGCCAGAAAGGUACUAAGUGAAGCGUAAAUGGCUUCAUGGGUGCCACCUUGUCAACACACUGCCUUCUGUGAAAGCAGAACAAAACCCUCACCACAGCUGCAGUAGCUCCCACACCUCAUCCCUCUCCGGCUUUCGAUUGGUCAAUAGACUGCUACUGGACGAGUGCAAAUGCCUUUUGUAGGCAAAUUCUGUUCAUCUGUCCAGUUCCAUCAGUGCAUCUGUCUUACGAGUUGUUUUUGCGUUUCCUUCUACAAUUCCACUUCCCACAUUAAGCUUUCAGAACUGUACAAUUAGACAAUCAUGCAUGUUGUGUGACCGAUUCCACAGUCUUUCUUUAACUUGUGUUGAGUAUGAAAAAAGAAUGCAAUGCUACAACUGUCUUGUUUGGCGUUGCUUAAUUAAAUAAGCAUGCAGGUGCUUUAAAUAAACUGCAUAUCUUCUCUAUAAACCCUUUUCGAAGACUUCAGGUCAAUAACAAUUUUAGACUUUGUUAACAUGCUGUAUUAAGGUUUUAUAUUAUGGGUCAGUUUAUCAACAGUACACUGUCAAACAUAAGAAUCUGUUCAGCAUUUCUAUAAUUUAGUCUAUACAGAAGAUGCUUACAGUAACUAGCAAAACUGAAAGCUAUUUUCUGCAGUUAAUAUGUAACAUGGUUUGUGUUUUCCUUCUUAGUCUUUGAAGGUGGCAUAUGGGCUCUGUGGGUGAUGUGUGCUUUGGCUCUCAUGAACAAGUCUCAUUACAUGAUGAAUUUUUUUUUUUUUUUUUGUAGCUCUAAUAGUCUUUUGGAUGCAGCCUUUCUGAGUGAUAUUCUAAAAUGUAUUGCAAAUGCAUGAUCAUGAUGGACUCUGUAUGAUGGAACGAUUUUGAUGUCUUUUAUUUCAUU